This is a messenger RNA of Prunus avium (sweet cherry), 705 nucleotides long. RefSeq names its product agamous-like MADS-box protein AGL62. Gene Ontology annotation, molecular function: protein dimerization activity; RNA polymerase II cis-regulatory region sequence-specific DNA binding; DNA-binding transcription factor activity, RNA polymerase II-specific. Gene Ontology annotation, biological process: positive regulation of transcription by RNA polymerase II. Lineage: Eukaryota; Viridiplantae; Streptophyta; Magnoliopsida; Rosales; Rosaceae. The record is from RefSeq and is a predicted model, not a curated record.
AUGGUUAUCUUGAGAAAACUUCCCAAGAGGACCCAAGGCCGCAAGAGAAUCGAGAUCAAGAAGCUCGAAAAUCUCAACAACAAGCAAGUCACCUUCUCCAAGCGCCGCUCUGGAAUAUUCAAAAAGGCAGCGGAGCUGAGCGUUUUGUGCGGCGCUGAGGUGGGAGUCAUUGUUUUCUCCACCGCGGGCAAAGUGUUCUGCUACGGGCACCCGAAUGUGGAGACAGUGCUAGACUGCUACCGUAGUGGGGUUGCUCCUUCUACGGUGUCUGAUGACACCGCAGGAGACCAAAACCCUAAUAGAGUGCCCAUGGCGGAGUUCAACAAGGAGUACAUGGAGGCAAUUAAAGAGUUGGAGGAGCAGAAGAGGAGGGUUGUGGAGGUGAAAGAGGCGGUGAGGAUGAGGAAGGUGGUGAUGGGGGUGGUGGGUGGGUGCGGUGAGAGGUUUUGGUGGGAGGAUGAGAGUGUUGAUUUGGAUGUGUUAGAUGUGCAGGAAGUUGAGCAUUACUUGAUGUCAUUGGAGAAUGUGAGGAAGAAGGUGGCUGCUAGGCUUCAUGAGGUGAGAAUUCUGAAUGGGACAUUGACACCGGGGGCGCUGCCGCCCUUACCGGCAGUUCAUCGGCUUUGUCACUUGCCGAUGAUGACAAAUGGUUUUGGUGCUCAGGGUGGCCAAUUUGGUGGUGGUUAUCACGGUUUUGGGGUUUAG